Messenger RNA from Ilyonectria robusta, 722 nucleotides. RefSeq names its product small secreted protein. The coding region runs from base 162 to 605 and encodes 147 amino acids. The transcript is spliced from 3 exons. The record is from RefSeq and is a predicted model, not a curated record. NCBI's taxonomy places the organism in Eukaryota, Fungi, Ascomycota, Sordariomycetes, Hypocreales, Nectriaceae.
AGCAUAGAUUCUAGAUAUAAAGACGUCAAGGACAAGCUCGUUUGGGAUAGUAGACCUUGCCUUCUCUCAUCAGCCUCACUAGUCUAAAGCCAGCACUCGCCACCACGUUCGUUCUUAGCAAGCAUUCAACCCCAAAAGCUAUUCUUGUGAAGCUUUUGAAGAUGUUCCGCCUCUCCACUUUCGUUUCCCUUCUAGCCACCGCUGCCUCUGUCAGCGCGACGCUUGACCCGGCCACCAGCAACACCAAGGGCAAAUACCCUGCCAGCCCGAACUGCUAUGCUACCAAGGUCUCCAAUGCUAUCCAGGCCGCCGAGUGCGCGUAUAACACUCGCGUCUCGGGCACCCAGACCUUCGCCGUCUUUGUGACGGACCACCAGUACGACAGCAACAAUGGCGCACCCUAUGGCACCUGCUCUGCGUACACUUGCACUGCGCCUACUGACGAAGAGCUUACGUCUGAUGAUGACUACUGGACUUUCUUCUGGAACGACAAUGGCGAGUCCUCCGGUGUCGGUACCACUUGCAUCAAGGAUCCCACCAACGGUGUUUGCGGAUGCGAGAACUCGGAUGGCACGUUCAUCAGUGGCAGCAGCUCAUGCGUUUAAAUGCGCAAGGCUGACGUGUUUAUGAGGCCUUUCUGGGAGGGGCUAGGGAGUCAGAAAAGAGUGUUACGAAGAUAAAAUCCUAGAUGAUUGAUACAACUGCAGAAUAGUCAGUUAAUG